AAAUUUAGACAUUCCUAUUCUGCCUCAUAUUCCAUCUACGACUUGGAGAAAUCGUAAGUAGACUUUGCUUUUUUAGUAGAUGGUUUUGAUGUGCAAAAAUCUAUAAAAAAAGAAGGAAAACCCCUAAUACAAAAAAUUAAAGAAAAGGCAAACCAUGAUGACUUGUAAAGGAAGAAAAUGUUUUCUCUUUUGAAAACUGACAUCCAGUUUAAUCUUUCACACCCAACUAAGCAUUUUUGCAGACCAGUCACACAGACACCACAUGGUAGCACAAGCUCCUCAGAGUUGCAACCCCCACUUCCUCCAGGGCAGCAGUGGGCCCCACAGAAAUGGCUCAGGAAUGGUGACAAAGAGUGGAAGGUGUUCACAUGUGUCACAUUUGGAUCUGAUUAAGUGGCAUAUAUGGUAAAAAGGAAAACUCUAACCCUAACCCAAUCAAUCAAUCAAUCAUAGCUUUUAGAGCACAUAUAUUAACAGGGAAGUUUAACAGAAAGCACUUUACAUAGGUUAAAAACAGAGACAUAAACACUCUAGAAAUAAUUAAACUAAGCCAAGAAAGAUAAAUAAGUAAACUAUUAAAUAAGAUGAGGAACUGAGGAAAUGCAAUUGUCUACUUGCUGAGAAAAUUCUGGAAAUAAAUAAAAUAAAUUAUAAUUAACCUAACAUUCGGAAAACCUAAAUUAUAGGGAACAGAAAUAAAAAAUAUUUUUCAUAAAAUCUAAAAUAAUUACAAACGCUAAAAUAUUCAGUUGUUAUUUAUAAUACUUGUCAAUUAAUCAAAAAAUAAUACAACAGAAAUUCUAAAUAAAUAAUUAUUAACUAAAAGCCAGACUAAAUAGAUGUACUCUUUAGUUCACAUUUGAAAAAAAUCUGCUCCCUUUAGGUCUUCUGCAAGGCUCUUGCACAGGCGAAGGUCAUAAUAAAAGUAACAUAAGUCAUAAAAGUUGUAAUAAAAAUACAUGUUUUCGGUCUACAAGACUAGAAUAUUUUUUUUUGUCCAAUCCGUCAAAAAAGUGACCUAAUCAAAGAUAGGUGGUUAUUCAUAAAAAUAUAGCUUUAGGUUUUUUGUUUUUGUUUUAGGUUCUUUUAUUUUUUUAUCAUUUGUCAGGUUUAGCCACAAACGUCACUUGACACUGUAUAUAUUACAUCUAAAACACAAACCUAAAUGGAGUUCUUGAGUGUCACGUUUAAGAAAGCAAAAAUAUUUAUAAGUCCAGAGAUUUAACAUAAAUUGCAUUUACGAUCAAAUUUAUACUAUUAACAUUUUUCUUAAUCAGGCAAAUCUGUUUUUAUUCAUGCAUUUACAUUCUUAAUAUUCCUAAUGUAAUAUGUGUGGAAGAAGAGGCCAAUCAUGCAUUCAGUGUGGUUUUAGAGCCGCCUGCACUGAAAUACCUGAAUUUGCAAAGAAUGCUAACUUCUGUUGAGACAACUUUCACUGUAGCUUUAUUUUAAGUUUCUCUCUCAUUUUGUCAUCCAGUUGACACAAAGAAACCUUUAUCUCCUGUCAUAUUUGAUUAGUUAUGUGAGAUUUUUCUUUGUUUUUGUUGUUAUGUUGUUUAAUUUGUAGCUUAAUCCCUUUAUGAUCACUUUUGGUACAUACAAAAACAGUUAGGACUCUAAAUACUUUUAUGUCUUUGCAGAACCUUUAUAACACCAGUGAGCCUUCCACGUGUGGUCCAGUAUUUUACCUUUGCACCAAAAGGAAACCAAUAUAUUUCAACAUUUUUUUAAACUCCAAUGUGACUGCUGAAGCAGUGCAGCUGACUCACAAUGGGAAAAAGAAUGAGGUCCUCAAUGGCAUCCCUGACUGGAUAUAUGAGGAGGAAGUCUUUGCUUCGAAUGAAGCAAUAUGGUGGUCUUCAACUGGAAAAUUCUUGGCUUAUGCAGAGAUUAACGAUACAGAUGUUCAGAAGGUUGAGUUCUCUUGGUAUGGAUCAGAGCAAUAUCCUCAAACAGUGGCUUUUCCAUACCCAAAGGCCGGAUCAAACCUUACCAAAGUGAAACUGUUUGUUGUUGACACUGCAAAUCCCACCCUCCAUUCACAUCUUGCUCCUCCUGCUUCCAUUGCUGGAGGUGAUCACAUUUUGAGCUCAGUGACCUGGGCAACAGAUGAACGUGUCGCUGUGCAGUGGCUCACAAGGAGACAGAAUCAUGUGGUCGUAGCCAUCUACGACAUUGAUGGGAGCAGCUGGAGAGAGAGAGAGACAUUUGAGCAAACCAGCAAGACAGGUUGGAUUGGUCAUUAUAUGCCACUGCCCCUUUUCUUUGCUGAGGAUAAGCUCAGUUUCUACAAAGUAAUGAGCAACACUCAGGGCUACAAACAUAUUCAUCACAUAAAAAAUGGUAAAGCCACACCAAUUACGUCUGGGAAAUGGGAAGUUAUUUACAUAUCAAAAUUAACCAGAGAUGCCAUAUAUUUUGUAAGUAAUCAGCAUCAAGGGAUUCCUGUCAAGAGAAAUCUUUACAAGAUUAUGCUUGGAAGCAGCCCCUCAGCCCCCCAGUGCCUCACCUGUGACUUGGACAAAGACAGGUGUCAGUACAACUCAGCUUACUUAAGCGUUGACGCCUCCUUCUACCGAAUGGACUGCUACGGACCCGGAUUGCCCCUUUACACACUUAUGGAUAACAGGGACUCGGGUGCAGGAACAGAGCUAUUGAUUUUGCAAGACAACAAGGAUCUGGAAAACCUGCUGUCUGAAUUUCAAAUGCCAACAAUGAAAUAUGGCACCAUAAAGAUCGCAGGAUUUGAUCUGUGGUAUGAAAUGAUGUUGCCACCAAAUUUCCAGAAGUCCAAAAAAUAUCCUCUUCUUAUCUACGUGUACGCUGGCCCCUGUAGUCAGAGCGUAACCUACGAGAACAAGCUGAACUGGGGCACGUACCUCUCCAGUUCGCACGGAAUCAUCGUUGCCAGCGUUGACGGAAGGGGAAGCGGUUACCAGGGCGAUAAAAUAAUGCAUGCAAUCUACAGGCGCCUCGGGACAUUUGAAGUGGAAGAUCAGAUAUCAGCCGUGAGGAAAUUCAUCGACAUGGGUUUUAUCAACAAAGAUAGAAUUGCUAUAUGGGGCUGGUCAUAUGGUGGUUAUGUCUCCUCAAUGGCUUUGGGUGCUGGCACUGGACUCUUCAAGUGUGGGAUUGCAGUGGCCCCAGUAGCCAAGUGGGAAUAUUAUGAUGUGGUUUACACUGAGCGCUACAUGGGAAAGCCAUCAGAGAAUUCAGACUCUUACCAAAACUCCACAGUCACAUCAAGAGCUAAGAACUUUAAAAAUGUUGACUAUCUCCUUGUUCACGGCACAGCGGACGACAAUGUCCAUUUCCAGCAGGCUGCACAGAUCUCCAAAGCUCUGGUGGAUGAGCAAGUAAAUUUUGAGGCAAUGUGGUACACUGACAAGGAUCAUUCUCUCAGGGGACCAGCCUUUCAUCAUACAUACACGCUCAUGAGCCACUUUCUACAGAAAUGCCUCCUUAAUCCUCAAUAGAUGUGAAAAUAAUCUAUAGCAUUUAUAACGUAACAUUUUUAAGCAGUUUGCUUCUCUUAUUUUUAUUAUUAUUGUGAACAGUCAGGUGAAUUUCACAUGUUUCAUUGCUCAUAAAGUUGAGCACCUUUGUUAUUAAGAUGUGUGACUUUUAGAGAAAGCCACUGCAUGUAUUUAAAGGUUGUUUUUUAAUGUUAAUGUGAUGACAUGCAGUGGAUAAAUCACACUGCAGUGAUUGUUGUGGAGUGGUGUCUUUACACUUCUGAUAUUGCUGUGAUGAGGAUACAAUAAACAUUGUUUUUAAAUACAAA
This is a messenger RNA of Girardinichthys multiradiatus, 3784 nucleotides long. RefSeq names its product fibroblast activation protein, alpha. Bases 1629 to 3476 code for a protein of 615 amino acids. The transcript is spliced from 20 exons. NCBI's taxonomy places the organism in Eukaryota, Metazoa, Chordata, Actinopteri, Cyprinodontiformes, Goodeidae. The record is from RefSeq and is a predicted model, not a curated record. Gene Ontology annotation, biological process: proteolysis. Gene Ontology annotation, molecular function: serine-type endopeptidase activity; dipeptidyl-peptidase activity.